Galeopterus variegatus (Sunda flying lemur) is the source of this 1392-nucleotide messenger RNA. RefSeq names its product GIPC PDZ domain containing family, member 2 (gene GIPC2). The coding region runs from base 1 to 939 and encodes 312 amino acids. The record is from RefSeq and is a predicted model, not a curated record. NCBI's taxonomy places the organism in Eukaryota, Metazoa, Chordata, Mammalia, Dermoptera, Cynocephalidae. Gene Ontology annotation, molecular function: protein binding. The transcript has 6 exons.
AUGCCUCUGGGGCUGUGGAGAAAGAAGACCAAGUCCAAGGAGACCGUCCAGCUGGUGAAGAGCGAGCAGGCGGGCGCGGGCAGCCGGAGCCUCCCGGACCCCCUGGUUCCCGCACGCAGGCUGGUGUUCCACACGCAGCUGGCGCACGGCAGCGCCACGGGCCGCGUGGAGGACUUCUCCAGUAUCCGGGAGCUCUACGCCAAGAUCGCGGGCGCGUUUGAGAUCUCGCCGUCGGAGAUCUUAUAUUGCACUUUAAACACACCUAAAGUUGACAUGGGAAAGCUCUUAGGAGGACACAUAGGUCUGGAAGAUUUCAUAUUUGCCCAUGUGAAAGGAAUCAGAAAAGAAGUGAAUGUGUAUAAAUCUGAGGAUUCACUUGGGCUCACUAUUACGGAUAAUGGUGUUGGCUAUGCUUUUAUAAAGAGAAUUAAAGAUGGUGGCAUUAUUGACUCAAUUAAAACAAUCUGUGUGGGGGAUCAUAUUGAAUCCAUAAAUGGAGAAAACGUCACUGGGUGGCGUCACUAUGAUGUUGCUAAGAAGUUAAGGGAAUUAAAGAAAGAAGAACUCUUUACCAUGAAGUUAAUAGAACCUAGGAAGGCAUUUGAAAUAGAGCCAAGGUCAAAAGCUGGAAGGUUGUCAGCAGGAAAAGUUGGUACUGGAAGAGGGACACUUCGCCUGAGGUCAGAAGGUCCUGCCACCAUGGAAGAAGAGCCCUCUGAAGCCAAAGCAAAGGCAAUCGAAAAGGUUGAUGAUCUUCUUGAACUGUACAUGGGAAUUCGAGAUAUUGAUUUAGCUACCACAAUGUUUGAAGCUGGAAAGGACAAAGUUAAUCCAGAUGAAUUUGCUGUGGCCCUUGACGAAACCUUUGGAGACUUUGCGUUCCCGGAUGAAUUUGUCUUUGAUGUUUGGGGGGCCAUAGGUGAUGCCAAACGAGGGUGAUGAUGAUGGGGAUGAUCCAUCUCUGAAGAAGAAAAAAACCCCCACAAGCUCUGCUUUUAGACACCUUUACUAACUCUGUGUACAGAAUAUAUUCUUUUAAAUAUAAUUUUGGUAAUUUUGAUUUCUGGAUACUUUAAAAUGCCGUUGCUUCUGUAGUAUGCUUAAGAUAAAUUGCCUAAAAAUAUGAUCAACUUUUAUAUCCACUCAAAAGGUUUUUUAAGGUGAGUUUUAAGGAGUGUUUCUAAUAUUUUGUUCCUCACUGACACCCAUGCUUUAUUUUCCCCAUAUAAGUAGUGGAUUGGAAUAGCUUUGUAAUUUUUUUUUUGUAAAAUCUUAAUGUAAUGAAAAUGAGGAUCGGAGUAUGAUUUACCUCAUAGCAUCUUCAUUUUGUCGUGGUAGCUUGAACAGAUAUGUUCAGGAAAUGAAAUGUGAAUUAUGCCUUUCAUGGGUCUA